AUGGCCGUCGUCUGCUUUGGAUCGGGCCGCGUGGCCUUCCCCUUCGUCGAGAAGAUCACACGCAGCGCUGGCACGCAGCUGGUCCUUGUUUCUGAUGACGCUCGACAGCUAGCGCAGUUGCGCGACAAGGCGGCUGCGAUGGGGCGCUUCAACUUGCAGACGCACGAGCUCAGCAUCACGGACGCGACUUCGGCCGUCGCUGCCGUCGUCGCGUGCCUCGAGCAGUUCCAAGCAACGUGCGUCGCUGCGUUGGUGCCAGAAGACGCGCAAUUCGCGAUCGCACGCGCCUGCAUCGCGACCAAGACACCGCUCGUGACAGCGAGCUACGCGUCGCCACGUCUCCGAGCCCUCGAGCCGGCCGCGAUCGGCGCCGGCAUUGCGAUUCUCUGCGAAUGCGGUCUUGAUCCUGGCCUCGACCACAUGAGUGCUAAGCAAAUGAUCGCUCGCGUCCACGCUGCUGGCGGUCGCGUCCAUGCCUUCUCGUCGACCUGCGGCGGGCUCCCGGCGCCCGAGGCCGCCAACAACCCCAUCGGCUACAAGUUUACGUGGUCACCUUUGGGAACGAUGCGGGCGAUGCAACGGCCGGCCAAGUACAAGGUCGACGGCCGCGUCGUCGAUGUACCCGGUCACACCCUCUUGGAGCACGCUUCGCCUUCGCGCGCCUUUCCCGCGCUCGCGCUGGAGCAAUUACCGAACGGCAACGCACUCCCGUACGCCGAGCUCUACGGUAUUCCGGACACCGCGUCCAUCUCCCGCGGCACGUAUCGCUACGCGGGUUUCUCGGCCAUCCUCGCCGAGUGCAUUGCUCUCGGGCUCCUCGAUGACUCGACACCGACGGGCGACGCGACGUCCUGGAGCGCACUCGUGGCAGCACGCCGCCAAGCGCUUCCGAGUUUGCACUUGAGCGACCCGACGUUGCACUUCUUGCAGUGGCUUGACGAAAGCGGCGUGUUGGCGCCAGCGUCGACGGCGCUGGAAGCUUUCACGCGCCGGCUCGAGGCCAGGCUGACACUGCAGCCGCAUGAGCGCGACCUCGUCAUCAUGCGCCACGUUCUCGUCGUCGAGCAAGCUGACGGGUCCUUCGUGGAGCACACGGGCACGCUUCUGGGAUACGGGGAUGCAGACAGCACGUUCAUGGCGCGCUCAGUUGGCCUCACGACUGCAAUUGGGGUCGAGCUUAUGUUGCAAGGACGCGUGACCAACAAGGGAUUCGUGCAACCGGUGGCCAGCGAUAUCUACGAGCCAGCGCUGCAAGCCCUCGCAGACGAAGGGAUUUCGCUGGCCGAGGCUACGCGGGUCUUGGCCAAGCUCUAA
Molecule: messenger RNA, 1314 nt
Organism: Saprolegnia diclina VS20
Lineage: Eukaryota; Oomycota; Saprolegniomycetes; Saprolegniales; Saprolegniaceae
Product: saccharopine dehydrogenase
Exons: 4
Coding region: 1-1314 (437 amino acids)
Cellular component (GO): cytoplasm
Molecular function (GO): saccharopine dehydrogenase activity
Source: RefSeq, a predicted model, not a curated record